AUGGGAGCCCACCUCAGCGCGCUGGCUACAGCCCUGCAGACGCCCCAGUCCGACAAGGAUAAUAAGCACAAGAGCACAAGGAAGGCCCAGGAGGCCCUCGACAAAACCAUCAUUUUCGAAGAGGAGUGCAAGGAGUGGCUGCGCAAGGCAUCAGCGGACCUCCAGCAGAAGGUCCAGGCCGCUGCCGCCACGGCAGCCGCCCACCAGCGCCAGCUCCGCAGCAGCCUGGAGGCGCAGCCGCCCUCAUCGCUCCAGCCAGCGGCCAUCAACCUCACGGCCAUCCUCGAGACCACGGAGCCUGACGACUUGGGCAAGUUGGUCUGCUUCGAGGACGGCGACCUCUUCUCGUUCGGCGACCUGGAGCUCGAGCAGGAGGAGAUCGAGCAAUGGAACCGCCACAAGUCUGAGCUGGCCGCCGAGGUUGGCAAGCUCAUCGUCGCAGCAGCCGGUCCAUCCGCGCAGGGGCUGGCUCAGAGGAAGCAGGCGUUCGCCGAGUACCGCGCCCGCAUGGCGCACAAGCGGCGUCGCACCGCAGCUGGUGGCAUGGCUGCAGGAGGUGACCCAGCCCAGCAGAGAGAGGCCGAUGGGGGGCCUGGGGGCCAUCCUGACGGGGACGGCGCAGCGGCGGCUCGCGCCCCCGCCGCGGCGCCUGGCCCUGGGGCCCCGCCCGCGCCCGCUGCGGCGUCGACCGCGGGCGACCCGUCAGGCGCGGCCCCCGAGCCAGCUCCCCCAGAGGCCUCGCCCGAGGACCUCGCCAAGACGCUUGCUGAGGCUCGCGCCAGGCGUGAGGCCUCAAGGGCCGCCGCUACCGCCGCGGAUGGCAAGCAGGGGCUUUAG
Prorocentrum cordatum is the source of this 837-nucleotide messenger RNA. Lineage: Eukaryota; Dinophyceae; Prorocentrales; Prorocentraceae. The record is from the annotation of a GenBank genome assembly.